AUGUUGGCCAAAGUUCGAGCCAGCCAUUUUCGGAGACUUCUUACACUUUGUUGGGAGAAGAAAUGCGCAGGGUCUGUGGUGAUUUUGGAGGAUGAUAUGUUGUCAAAUCAGAUGAAAUCUUUGGAUCCGCCGACCGUCCCUCGGAGGGGACCGGCACUUCGAUUGUCGGGUAGUCAAUACUUUCUGCCAGAAGAGUACUCGAACCUCCUUGAUCUGUGGAGAGAGGGUAAAAUCCGAAAGAAUGAAGAUGAAGCAGACCGAUUCACAGCUGCAAACACCGAUUCACAGCAAACACCCCAAGCAGAAGGCACUUUAAUCGAAAAGGAAGAGCUGGUCACUCCGGAAAUGAAACGAGCGUUCUGGGCAAGGGCAAGAGCAAUUUUAAAGCAGCGCAUUGGCAAGAUAGCCCUUGAUGAACCCCCCGGAAAGCAUCGAGUGGCCAAGUUGCAUGAAAGCCUGUGGGUGGAAGAGCUUCGAACCAAUUUCGAACUACAGCAGUUGACCACUUCAGUAGAUAAGCUCAGACCUUUGGGAAACGGCUUGUACCACCUGGAUCUCACAGAAACCUUUGAUCAGUUCUCACAUUCAUUUGAGCAAUUCCUACAAAGAGGAGUGCAGAUUAGGAUCAGCAAGGAUGGCGAGCAGGUUUGCUUAGCCUUUGUGCAGCCAGGUAGUGACUCUGGCAAGGUAUUGGUGUCUACUGCCACCAAAUUAGAAGAGACUCGAGGCCCAUAUACCAUUGAGUUCCUAUCGAACAGAUUUCCACAACGAGCCAUGCACCAGGCACUGGACUCUGCACCUGCAGAGGAGGUACUAAGCGAGGAACCAGACAAGGAGAGAGAGGAAAGCCAAAACAUCAGCAUGUCGCUGGAGGAAACGACCCGAGUAGAUUUCGAACCAGCACUGCCAGCGGUUUUGAAUUCAGUACAGCACCGAGCAGUCAGAGCAGCAAUGCAGAGCCGUAGCCGCAUGCCGGUGAUUGUUUGGGGGCCACCAGGUACCGGCAAGAGCACACUUGCUGCAUUCUUGAUAUGGUGUUUGGUACAAUCAAACUCUAGGUUUCAAAUAUUAGUAACAGCGCCUUCCAACACAGGAGCCGAUGUAUUGUGCAGCAAACUGGCCAAGCUAGGGCUUGACGAGAGUCGAAUGCUGCGCCUGAAUGCCCUGGGGAGAAACGUCGAGACUGUUCCUGAGGACAUCCAGAGCUAUGGCAGAACAGUGCAAAAGGAUGGACGGACCACGUUUGAGAUCCCUGAACUGUCCCAACUGCGGUCUUUCAGGGUCGUGGUUACAACUUGCAUUUGUGCCUCCCACAUUGCAAACGUUGCUCGAAAGGAAGGGGUGCGCCAAGGGUGGUUUUCACACGUCUUGGUGGAUGAAGCGGGAGAGGCCACAGAACCUGAGACCCUGGUUCCCAUACAAUUGGCUUCUCCAGGUUCUGGUGGAGUUAUUCUUCUGGGAGACCACUUUCAACUCGGUCCGCUGGUGCUAUCGUCCUUGGCCAAACGCACCGCAAACCUGGAUGAAUCAAUGAUCGAACGCUUGGUGAAUGGACGCUUUCAGGCUUCGGAAGGAUCUUUGAAUCGUGAUACUUUGGAUGUAUGUGAGAGCAAAGGCUUGUUCUUCCUCACAGAAUCUUUUCGUUCCCAUCCCGACAUCAUGGAGAUCUACUCCAAGACAGCUUUGGAGCUUCUCCAGCACCUGGAGACCUUGCAGAUGGAAUCCAACCAAACUGAGGACGGCCUAUCUCCAUCUCGACGUUUGGAUGACGUGUGCUGGAUCACACGACAUCGGCUGUGGGAUUGUGGUCUGCAGUGCUAUACCAGCAGCACUUACAAUUGGAAGCCUUGCGCAUCAAGGUGCGUGCAAUUCCAGCAUCUGUCCUCACACUGCAACUAUUGCUUGUCGCACUUGGUGAGCUGUGUGCUGCUUCAAUGCGUUUCGCCUUGUGCCAGAAACACUCAUACAGCUUCGUGUGAAGGAUGCAUCCUGGGUGGCUGCAACAACAAAUGUUGGAAUCCUUGA
Molecule: messenger RNA, 2025 nt
Organism: Durusdinium trenchii
Lineage: Eukaryota; Dinophyceae; Suessiales; Symbiodiniaceae
Source: the annotation of a GenBank genome assembly